GAUUAUCUUAUAUUAUUAUCUUCGGGACAGCCCAUGAUAUAGUUCUCUCACAAUUUACUUCAGUUCUCCAUUAUAUGGCAACGAUCUACGAAGUAGGAAUGACACGUCUAGAAUCUUAGGAAAACAUCUUGAUUGAAGAGAUAAUCAGUUGAUAAGUUGGCAAAUGUCUCACUAACGAACCGCUCCGAGCCAGCAUUGGCGAAUACCGAUUAGUUGUACGACGUGGACCCCGAGACCACACGGGAAAAUGGGAUGGAUACAUAACGCCCCGGACGAUACCCUCACCGUCGGACCUAAGAUAGUAGCUACUAUGGGUGCCAUGACGGCAGUGUCUUUUUGUUUCAUAUGUCUUCGAGGUUAUGUUCGGUGCCAGUUGGUACACUCAUUAGGGAUAGACGAUUGGAUCAUCUUUGCUACAUGGCCUUUAACCUGCGCUUAUACAAUAGUUGCAUCAAUACAGACGACAUGGGGUUUGGGGAUGAUGAACCCCGAGGACAUCCCGGUACAAAACAUGUAUACAUACGGCCAUUUACAAUAUGCGGUCUCGCCCUUAUAUAUCUUUAGCGUCCUCGGAUUCAAGCUCAGCCUCAUAGUAUCAUACUUUCGAUUCGUUCCCCAGGGGAUCUAUCGUUGCGUGAUGAUUUUCGUCUUGGUCGGAUGCGUACUCUCCAAUCUAGUCUGUUUAAUAGUUCAGCUCGAUAUAUGCCACCCUAUCGCGAAGCAAUGGGAUAGUACUAUCACAGAUGGUAGAUGUUAUGACGUAGUCGCAUUCUCUGACGCUUCAUCGGCGAUAGCAAUUGUUGUUGACUUUGCCGUGAUGCUUCUCCCUUUCCCGGUUCUUAUCAAAACUAAGAUCGAGGGGCGGAAGAAAGCCAUGCUACUGGGCCUAUUCGCUCUAGGCUUCUUCGUUACGGCCAUCCAGAUCAUUCGCAUCCAAUACAUGAAAACCCUCGUCAAUCCUUUCGACUCCGGGAAGGUCAACCUAUGGUCGUCGAUAGAGAUAAACCUAGGCAUAAUGGUUGCCUGUGCGCCUAUGCUAUCGCCCCUAUUUAGACGAAGACCUAAGUCUAAUGGCAACACAGAGUCGUCAUCUCGAGGGACUUUUGAGCUAAAUAUCACAAAAAGAUCGCGCAGGAGCGCUAAGCAACGCAUCCCAUCCGAAGAUAAUUUGCUCCAUCCGACGAGAUAUACUUCUAAUCCCUCAAUGAACACGGGUAGCCGGGAACAUAUCACGCCAGCGGGAAAUGGGCAGAUAAUCAAGGAAACUGAUAUUGUGGUUAUCAACCAAGCUGCUCCAGCUCAUCUAGUAUAUGAUCAUACAGGGCUCGGAAGAAUCGGAACAAGGGACUUCAAAGUCUGGACGAGGAGGCCUAGAAUAGUUGCUCAAGGUGGCAUGACAAGUAAUUUUAGUCAAGUAUAGAUUCAUAUAGUCUAACAUUCUGUCAAGCUUACUGCUUGGAUUAAAUAGUGAUGACACAGAGAAGCUGAGGUUACAUUGGGGCCCUGGCCUAGACUUGAUUUUAGUAUCAAUCUGAACUAUCAAACUGGAAAUCUAUAUGCGGCAUCUCGAGAUCCGG
Molecule: messenger RNA, 1577 nt
Organism: Annulohypoxylon maeteangense
Lineage: Eukaryota; Fungi; Ascomycota; Sordariomycetes; Xylariales; Hypoxylaceae
Exons: 8
Coding region: 248-1420 (390 amino acids)
Source: RefSeq, a predicted model, not a curated record